CGCCGCGGCGCGUUUGGACGGAGGGAAGGAGGAAGGAUCGGAACGGAACAGAAAGAAAGAAAAGCCUCUCCAUUUUAUCAGUUUCGGAUUCGUUCCUCCGGCGGCCGCUAGCAAGGGAGCCCGGCGCUAGGGCCAAGGCCGGAUUGGAUGGCUCAUGCCGCCGACGCGAGGUCGCGCUGCGUCGUCGCGGUGCUCUUCGCCGUAGCCGUCUUCCUCGCCUGCUUGCCGCCCGCCGCCGCCUCCUCCUCGUCUUCCCGGGCAGCGGCGGCGGCGGCAUUGCAACGAGUCGAGAUGGCGGCCAUGUACACCCCGCAGGACCUGCAGGAGAAGCCGGAUGUGACCAAGGACGCGGAGGAGGACGUGAGCACGACGGGGUUCGGCGCGGAGGAGGAGAGGGAGGUGCCCACCGGGCCGGACCCCAUCCACCACCACGGCAGGGGACCCAGGCGCCGGCAGUCGCCCUGAUCGCGCGGCAGGUGGAGGAUGCUUCCGUGGGUCGGUUCAUCCAGCGUGAGUGAGCCAUGAAUCAAGAACCAGAUUCUGAUAUGCCCUGUGCAUGGGUGCUCUGUUCAAUCUGCACAUUGGAUUCUGAUCCUAUUGUUGUUGUAGGGUACUAAUCAAAGGAAAAAAAAAAAAGGGGGGGGGGGGGGGGCUACAAUUCAUAAUAAGGGCUGUACAAUGAGCUGUUCUUCCCCUAAACAAACUUAUUUCUUAUUCUUAGUUUUGUUACUACCUGCUUGGCUUCCAUGUGAUUUUACAUUUUUGUGUGGCGUUGAUGUUUAAAUAGAUAGCUGGUUCCUGUUUCAUGUGAUUGUCCAAUUGAAACUGGGGGCAAGAAGCAAUAGCUCCUUAUUUCGUUCCAACAAAAUUGAAAAAUUGUUCUCUUCUGCUUA
This is a messenger RNA of Hordeum vulgare subsp. vulgare (domesticated barley), 893 nucleotides long. RefSeq lists its product as uncharacterized. The coding region runs from base 148 to 465 and encodes 105 amino acids. NCBI's taxonomy places the organism in Eukaryota, Viridiplantae, Streptophyta, Magnoliopsida, Poales, Poaceae. The record is from RefSeq and is a predicted model, not a curated record. The transcript has 3 exons. Gene Ontology annotation, molecular function: receptor serine/threonine kinase binding.